AGUCUGCAUCAUGCUGAGUUUCCAAGCUCUUCUCGCGAUUCUCCUCGUUGCUCGACAUGUGGAGGGUUCGUGCUACGGACGUUGCUGGGAGGACUACAACUCCGCCAACUCCUGCCACUGCAACUCGCGCUGCGGGGAGUUUAACAACUGCUGCAGCGACUUCAACAGCAUGUGUCCAAACUGGGGAAACUCCUGUGCGAAUGGCCGGUGUGGUGAGCUGAUGAACACUGCCUACUCCUGCCAGUGUAACACCCAGUGUACUCAGUACGGGGACUGCUGUGCCGACUACGGGACUGAGUGUUUAGGAGAGGGAGGGAACGUGGUAGAGCCGGUGUCGCCCGGAACAGGCGGCGCCUCGUGUGCAACAAGCACCAGCUCCUCCGCUACCAGCACCGAACUGUCGUGUCUCGCACAGCUUCUCUGGGACGGCGAUGUAAACCGAGCCUCCAGCAGCCAGUACACGCUGAACCGGCAGGGUCAGAUCGCACAGAGCGCCCUCAGCCAACAUCAAGACCUGGCCAGUGCAGACCUGUUCUCGUACCUGGACGAGGCUGGGCUGUUCACCAGACAGACCUACGCCGCGUACUUGGCUCUGGUCGACAACUACGUGCCGUCCACCGGAACCAGCGAAGUGGUGACGUCAUCCGAGAACGCCGAGAUCGACGCCUUCAUGGCCGCCAUACAGGGCACUGACGUCAUCACUAAGCUGCAUGAGUUCCUGGCGUACAAGGGUCUGGCGAGUUCAAACCUGGCGACCUUCAUGGCUGACCUGAGGGAGAUGUGGUUUGGCCUGUACUCCCGCUCCAGUGGAGCCGCCAUGGACUCCAGCGGAUUCGAACACGUUUUUCUGGGAGAGUUCAAGAACGGCAAGGUCUCAGGCUUCCACAACUGGCUGACGACCUACCUGCUAGAGAAGGAUGGAGAUCUGAACUACUACGGCUACAUCUGGGACAAGCAGCCCGGCAUCCUAGCCGUUCAGGUUCGCUGGGGGUCCCUGUACAAGGAUCUGGGCUCGAUGUUCUACGGCGCCAGCCCGGAGUUCGACCUGGCCAUGUACACCAUGUGUUACAUCACAUCUCCCGACAGCCUCUGCCGGUUCAACAUGGCGGGCGCGUCCGUGGCCAUACAGACCUGGAGCUGGAACAACUCUAGCUAUGGUGGCGGGAAGAAGUACCUCGCGUCUGCUUAUCCCGCAUGA
Messenger RNA from Branchiostoma belcheri (Belcher's lancelet), 1198 nucleotides. RefSeq names its product poly(U)-specific endoribonuclease-D-like. The transcript has 9 exons. The record is from RefSeq and is a predicted model, not a curated record. Lineage: Eukaryota; Metazoa; Chordata; Leptocardii; Amphioxiformes; Branchiostomatidae. The coding region runs from base 11 to 1198 and encodes 395 amino acids. Gene Ontology annotation, molecular function: scavenger receptor activity; RNA endonuclease activity; polysaccharide binding. Gene Ontology annotation, biological process: immune response.